AUGGACUGGAGCCUCUUCAAGCGUGCGGUCGCAGAUAGUGAGGAGCCGACGGCGGGGUACAUGUACCGUGAAAUGGCACAAUGGACGUUCAAGGACUACAACGCACAAAUGAAAUUCAUUGGUGCCCUUUUUGAAAAAUUGAGGCCGAGUGCUAGCGCGCACGUGUUGUACAAGGUGCUGCGCAUUAUAAAGGUCAUGUGUGAAACUGGGCACAGCGAUUUUCAGAAGGAGAUGCAGAAGACCAACCGCACCGAGGAAAUCAAGGCCUACGCUGUCUUUCGUGGCGUGCCGGACGUGCGGCAUGGCGACAGCCUUAAUGAGAAGGUACGGCAGGCUGCGCGGGACGCGAUGGAGGCCAUCUUCACGCACCGCAAAGAGGAUCGGCUGUCGAUUGAGACGGGGUACGGCAACAAUGCUAACAGAAGCGGUGGGACGGUGGGGCAAACAACGUUUACCACCGGCAAUGUUUUGGCGGGGGCGGGGGUGGGCGGGCCGAUGGGCGUAUACAGCAACCACAUCGCGCCAAUGCCCAUCACGAACAAGUGGGCGGAGCACAUGGCGCAGCAGGUGGCGGCCGCGAACACCAGCACCGCUAGCCGCAUGCUCUCAACGGUGGUGGAAAAGGCAAAGGUCGGUCUCGGUAUGAUCCAGACGUCGGAAGCAGGAAAGCGUUAUAUGAACGCCAAGGACCAGCUGUACGAGAGCGCCCUCAGGCUGAGCACGACAGGCGCAAUGGCGGCGUCUUUGUCGUCGAUGACCGACACGGGCAGCUUCCAGCCAGUUGAGUUGAGCCUCGACGUACCCUUCGCCCCACCAGGUGGUACAAACAGUAGCAGCGGCUGGAAGUUUAUUGAGGAAAUUGAAAAGAACGGUGAUACGGCGACACACAAGACGAUAAGCGGUAGCUCUGUUCUGCAAAUGCAGCAGCAACCGCUGCAGCUCACGCCACUUCAAGAGUGUGUACAGCGCCUCUGCCAGAUGAAAAAUACACCUCAGCGGGUGGAACUUCAUGCGUUUGUGACGCAGUGUCUCAACAUAGGAGCAGAGAUUAUGCCGCAGCAGGGUGUGGAGGGGGAUGAGAGCGAGGAUGAGGAGGACGGGUGCUGGGAGGAGCUUGCCGAGUCGCUUGACGCACAACUCGCGCAGAAGCAUCCGUGGCAACGGCGGCUCAAUGCGCUUGUGGCGUUGGAGGCCCUUCUGCUCGCUCGCGCUGACGCCCACAACAUUGACGCAGCGGUGACUGGGGCGAUGCAGAAGAAAGUGAUGCGUUACUUUCUCGAGAACCCUGAAGAUGUGGAGCGAAACGUCGUAGUCGUCCAGGCAACGCUGCGAGAGCGUGCGCAGCGUGUUGCAAAGCUGCUUGGUCUCCCCGAGCACGAUGCUUGUAGCAAGGCGGCUGGGCAGGGCACCUGUUCCGCCUUUGUGCCGAAUUCGGAGGCGCAGCAGACGCAGUGCGCAGGCAACGCGAUGCACACCGUCUCGUGGUCGGCACCUCUCCCAACAGCGACAGUAACGGCGGACGGAAGUGGUGGUGGUGGUGGUGGUGUGGGGCGUGACGCGGCGGUGGACCUGAGUGGAAUGACGCUCCGCAGGAAUCCCCGCGGCGUACGAGACAAGACAACGUUGAAGAAACGUGCGCCGAUGCGGUUGGCCGAAGAGGAGGGGGACGAUGAUGAUAGAAAUUAUAACCCAGCAAGCAACAAUAACACCAGCAGCAGUAGCAGCAGCGUCAAAAACAAUAUCGUGAACGACAAUAGCAGGCAUCGUGGCCCUCAAGGUAUACCCGCAAGUGGGAACCACUUCUCUUCCUUGGGUUUCCCGACCACGGCGGCGACGACGAUGACGGAGACGGCAAACAUGGGUGGCACCAACGUUGUUGUUGGAAAUAAUAGCGUGCUGGACGACCUCUUUGGAGGGCCCAGUCCUUCACCUUCCGUGACGGCACAGAGUAAUAACAGCAACACAACUGCGUUUGAUUUUUUUGCGGUGAACAAUGGGGGGGAUCAUGCGCCGUUUGCACCACUGCCUACUCAGGAGGCAUUUGCACCGUAUACGGCGGCAUCCUCGAUGCAAGUCUCGCCGCCUUCAUUGUUCUGCGCAACACCGUCGAUGGAGACCAGUAAUGACAAUGGCAACAACAAUAUAGUAGGUCCCGGUGGUGGCAACUUCCAGGUUCUCUCUCCCCAAACUUCGGCAGCGGCGAUGGCGGGAUCCUAUCCCACAAUGCUAAUGCAGUUGCAGCAGCAGUUGCAGUCCCUCAUGGCCGACUUGCAGCGCAACCCGAGCUCCGCCGCACUCGAACAGCUUCAGAGCCUCAUGGCUCAACAGCAGCAGCUAAUGGCCCUCCUGCCCCAGCAGCAGCAGCAGCAGCNUCGAACAGCUUCAGAGCCUCAUGGCUCAACAGCAGCAGCUAAUGGCCCUCCUGCCCCAGCAGCAGCAGCAGCAGCCACAACAACAACAACAGAUGCUCUGGAGUAA
Trypanosoma grayi is the source of this 2478-nucleotide messenger RNA. RefSeq lists its product as hypothetical. Gene Ontology annotation, cellular component: trans-Golgi network membrane. NCBI's taxonomy places the organism in Eukaryota, Euglenozoa, Kinetoplastea, Trypanosomatida, Trypanosomatidae. Bases 1 to 2478 code for a protein of 825 amino acids. The record is from RefSeq and is a predicted model, not a curated record. The transcript has a single exon.